Spizellomyces punctatus DAOM BR117 is the source of this 1348-nucleotide messenger RNA. RefSeq names its product ribosomal protein L2. The transcript has a single exon. Gene Ontology annotation, molecular function: structural constituent of ribosome; transferase activity; RNA binding. Bases 15 to 1241 code for a protein of 408 amino acids. The record is from RefSeq and is a predicted model, not a curated record. Lineage: Eukaryota; Fungi; Chytridiomycota; Chytridiomycetes; Spizellomycetales; Spizellomycetaceae. Gene Ontology annotation, biological process: cytoplasmic translation. Gene Ontology annotation, cellular component: ribosome; large ribosomal subunit.
ACCGCACAGCAGCGAUGUCGCCGCCGAUGGUUUUCGUGGCAGCGAGGUGUGGAGGACGGCCAAUAUUAACGUCCUUUGGUCAGAGACCACCGCAACUGAUACGGCGGCAGCUGGUUCAUUCCCUGACCACACCUUUGAUCCCCAAACCUUGCGCACAUUUCCCGCGAACGUCCACCCUCCGAAGUAUCCCACUUUUCAUACCAAAUGCCAUCUUGCAAGUUCGCCAUCGCACUUAUCGCAAGAAGAUAACCAAGCCUCAAAAGCGAUAUUUUAAAUGGGUGGAACGCUUGAAGGCGGAAGGUCUCGAACCACCAAAGGUCGAGCGUCCUGUAAUGGAAAAUCGCUUCUGGAAAGUAGUGGGAAAUAUGAAGAUUUACAAGCCCGUAUCGCCAGGGUCACGUAACCGUCGGCAUCCUACCCGGUUUCAUCUUUGGCGUGGAGGUUGUAUUCAGCGUCUGUCGUACGGCAAGCGAUCCACUGGUGGAAGGAACAACACUGGGAAGAUCACAGUUCGCCAUCGUGGUGGAGGGCACAAGAAGCGCGUGAGAAUGAUUGAUUUCCAUCGUACUACUCCCGGGCCACACGAGGUUGUUCGUUUGGAGUACGACCCCAACCGAAGCGCUGAACUCGCCCUGCUACGAAAUCUGUCUACCAAUGAGUUCAGUUACAUCAUUCGCCCGGCUGAUGUGAACCCAGGCGAUAUUGUGCAAUCAUGGCGGGAGGGAAUUCCCCAACCUGCUGCCGGGGAGGAUCCUAUCCCUAAAAACCAAAUGAUUAAAAAGGGAAACUGUCUCAUGCUCAAGGACAUCCCGGUCGGUACGGAGAUUCACUGCAUAGGCCUGAAGGCGGAUGGACCUGCAAAGCUUUGUCGAUCUGCUGGAGCAUCAGGGCAACUUCUCUUCGCCGGUCAAGAAGGAAUGGCCCAAGUUCGGCUUUCCAGCAAGGAAGUUCGUCUCAUUCCUGUGGACGCAUGUGCGACCAUUGGUGUAGUAGGCAACGAGGCCCAUCAACAUCGUAACUGGGGCAAAGCUGGUGCACGUAGGCGAAAGGGGAUUAGGCCUACUGUUCGUGGUAUUGCGAUGAGUCCUGUGGAUCAUCCUCACGGAGGUGGCGGUAAAAGUAAGGGCGGCAAGGAUCCGAGGAGUCCUUGGGGUUGGAAAACAAAGGGAUGGAAGACCGUUCGUAGAAAGAAGUGGUAUGUUGUGAAGACGAAGCGGGAGGCGAAAUUGGGUCGCUCUUGAUUGUGGGACAUAGCAUCAAAUAGAGGGACAUUAAUAAUAUAUGCACCAUGAGAUAUGAUUACCGCUGGUGGCCUUCCGGUAAUGGAAUAUGCCAUGCACAUCACCUC